ACGGACAACCUCGUUGACAUCAACACCACGACCAUUAAAAGUCUCUACGUGGCUCGGUGGUAAAACUGUGAAGUCUUUUUUAUUUUUCUUCUACAACAGUGAGUUUGAAGCUAAAUCAUGCUGGCGACCAGGGCUUUGCUGUCAAAACAAACGCUGGCUGUUCUUUCUCGCCAGCCUGCCUGCUUUGUGCACCAGGGUGACUACGGCAACUGGGGAAAUACUAACGUUGCAGUGGUUUUCUCGGGAUGUGGAUGGUGGGACGGUACUGAUGUCCAUGAAGGGGUUUACACCAUGUACCACCUGAGCCGUAACGGCGCCCGCUUCCAGAUGUUUGCUCCAAAUCAACAGCAGAUGCACGUGAUUGACCACAUGAGAAAGCAACCUGCCUCUGGAGAGAACCGGAACAUGAUGAUGGAGGCAGCCCGCUUCAGUCACGGACAGGGAAUGACACAAAUGCAGGACCUGUCCAAGCUGGACGUCAACAGCUUCGAUGCCGUCAUCUUUCCAGGAGGCCAUGGAAUCAUCAAGAAUCUAUCAUCUUUUAUGAAGGACGGCAAAGACUGCAAGCUGCACGGCGACGUGGAAAGGGUGCUUAAGGAUUUCCAUCGUUCACGCAAGCCUAUCGGACUCGCCAGCAUGGCUCCUGUGCUGGCCUGCCGUGUGCUGCCGAGCAUUGAGGUAACCAUGGGUUACGAGCGAGACGACAACACCCGCUGGGGAAACUGGCCAAACACAAACAUGGUGCAGGCUGUGAAGGGCAUGGGUGCUCGCCACAACGUCCGUGAGCCAUAUGAAGCCUAUGUGGAUGAGAAGAACAAAGUGGUUAGCACUCCAUCCUUCAUGUGGGAGACUGAUUAUCACUAUCACUAUAUAUUUGAUGGUAUUGGAAAUAUGGUCAAGCAUGUCAUGCGUAUGUCAACCAAGUGAGGUGACAUCUGGAGAAGAAAUAGUGCUACUGCAAAAUAUACACCUGUGUACUGUGAUGAAUUCUUACCUGAAACAAUAAAAAAAUAGUUUAGUAAAACGCAAA
Messenger RNA from Pundamilia nyererei, 1030 nucleotides. It is a transcript of the gene gatd3l, whose product is annotated as glutamine amidotransferase class 1 domain containing 3, like. The transcript has 7 exons. Gene Ontology annotation, cellular component: mitochondrion. The coding region runs from base 118 to 927 and encodes 269 amino acids. NCBI's taxonomy places the organism in Eukaryota, Metazoa, Chordata, Actinopteri, Cichliformes, Cichlidae. The record is from RefSeq and is a predicted model, not a curated record.